AACGCGCUUCAAAUCUCCACCAUAAAGAAGGUCGCGAACUUUUUUUUCACUCUGACUUUUUCUUCACUCUCAAACACACCCUUUUGAGCUUUCCGCACAAAGCUCUUUCAAAGCACAGUCGCUUGAGAGGAUGUGAUUCGUGUUUCCUGCUCUUGCUAUCAUCGCGCAGCAGACAAUAUGGCUUCACAAUCGCAGCCCGUCCCUGAGGGGAUGGAGAACUUCGUCGUCGGACUGAUUGGUAUGGGCGACAUGGGCAAGAUGUAUGCCGAAAGGCUGUCUGCCGCUGGCUGGAGGUAAGUCUUGGAUCCAUUGCGAUCCGCACUUCCAGCUCCAGCUUUUCUUCAAAUGAACAGAUGCUUUCUCCCUGUGAAUGUUACCCCGUACCGGAUGCCGAGUGGCUAACGGCGGAUUUACUUUAGAAUCAUGGCCUGCGACAGAGAAGAGAAUCAGGAGAAGCUUCAGAAAGAAUAUGCUGGAAAUAAAAAUAUAGAAAUUUGUCGAAAUGGCCACUAUGUUUCCCGCGCAAGCGACUAUAUUAUCUACAGCGUCGAGGCCGCCGUCAUUGACCGUGUAAUUGCUCAGUAUGGACCAUCUACCAAGCUUGGUGCCAUCGUUGGAGGGCAAACCUCUUGCAAAUCCCCCGAGAUCGCUGCCUUCGAGGCUCACCUCCCCGCCGACGUCGAUAUUAUCUCGUGCCACUCACUUCAUGGCCCCAAUGUUGAUCCGACUAACCAGCCCCUUGUGCUCAUCCAACACCGCGCCCCAGAUUCAGCUCUUCGAAAGGUUGAGAUUGUCCUCAGCUGUCUUCGCUCAAAGUUUGUCCAUCUCUCAGCCCGCGAGCACGACCGUAUCACCGCCGAUACUCAAGCAGUCACCCAUGCAGCCUUCUUAUCUAUGGGUAAGGCGUGGCACGCUAACAAGCAAUUUCCUUGGGAGCUGAGUCGAUAUGUUGGCGGUAUUGAGAAUGUCAAGGUCAAUCUGAUGUUGCGCAUCUACAGUCAAAAGUGGCAUGUAUACGCUGGCCUUGCUAUUCUCAACCCUGAAGCGAGUGAACAGAUCUCACAGUAUGCACGAAGCGUCACCGAUUUGUACAAACUCAUGCUCGAAGGAAACCGUGAAGGUUUCAGAGAACGAGUCUACCGUGCACGCGACAAGGUAUUUGGUCCAUCCACGUCCUGGGACACACGCCCCUUGCUUGAGCCGUCGAUCCUGUCGUCCUUCUCGCUCGGGACCCCUACAGAUGAGCCUCGACCCAACAACCAUCUCUCGAUUCUUGCAAUGGUCGACUGCUGGGCGGCGCUCAACAUUGUACCCUACGAUCACAUGCUCUGCAGCACUCCUCUCUUCCGCUUGCGCCUUGGCGUCACUGAAUACCUGUUCCGCAAUGAAGAUGUCCUCGACGCAGCCAUUGAGACUGCAAUUGAGGAUAAGACGUACCGUAGCGAUGAUCUGGAGUUCACUUUUGCAGCACGGGCCUGGGCCGAAUGUGUGAACCUGGGACAUUUCGAGACAUGGGAGAAGCGGUUCGUGAGUACCCAGCAGUUCUUUGAACCACGAUUUGAGGAGGCCAAAGUGGUGGGUAAUCAAAUGAUGAAGAAGAUAUUGGAGGAUUCCAAGGAUAAUUAGUAGAGAUGGACCAAUCAUAGGUUAACAAAAGAAUCAUACUCCCACAGAAGCAAAUGUUCCAAGACUCUAGACAAAGCCUGGCUCGACCAAGUAUCAACCAGUCCGACAACCUCUCAAACGCCGCAAAACCCCAAACCAGUUUUAAGUGCACCGCCAACUCUUGUAACCUCACUGGUUUCCCAAGCACACACUUUUCAUAACCAUCGUCCUUACACUUGAGUUACCACAUCGGGAACUCUAGCCUCAAUGCUCUCCUCUGUCAUCGCAACACCAUGGCCAGUUCCGAGUGACAUAGGCGAUGGUUCUCCACUGUUGCCUUCAUUCUCGGCCCCUGAGGACUUGAUAUUGGAAGCAUCGCUGAGGGAGGAGGUGGUUGUUGAG
Fusarium odoratissimum NRRL 54006 is the source of this 2007-nucleotide messenger RNA. Its product is annotated as prephenate dehydrogenase (NADP+). Gene Ontology annotation, biological process: L-tyrosine biosynthetic process. Gene Ontology annotation, molecular function: prephenate dehydrogenase (NADP+) activity; prephenate dehydrogenase (NAD+) activity; NAD+ binding. Lineage: Eukaryota; Fungi; Ascomycota; Sordariomycetes; Hypocreales; Nectriaceae. The transcript is spliced from 4 exons. The record is from RefSeq and is a predicted model, not a curated record. Bases 424 to 1626 code for a protein of 400 amino acids.